Astyanax mexicanus (Mexican tetra) is the source of this 8869-nucleotide messenger RNA. RefSeq names its product low density lipoprotein receptor-related protein 5 (gene lrp5). The transcript has 24 exons. Lineage: Eukaryota; Metazoa; Chordata; Actinopteri; Characiformes; Acestrorhamphidae. Gene Ontology annotation, molecular function: protein binding. The record is from RefSeq and is a predicted model, not a curated record. Bases 194 to 5017 code for a protein of 1607 amino acids.
GUCAGAACCCGUUUCCGCUGUCAUUCCCUGUAGGAGCCACACAGAGAGCGCGGUCCUGUGUUUCUCUCGGACGGAAUAAAAGUACUUUCGCGGUUCCAAGGCGGACUAAAAAGUUGCUUUUGGACUUUUCUGACCCGCCAGCCACCCGAAACAUGGAUUUGAAGCCGCGCAGCUGAAGCGAGGACGGCCCGAGAUGGAGCUUUUAUUCGCGCAGCUGCUGCUGCUGAGCUGCGGUGUGACGGUGCUGUGCGGUUCUCCUCUUCUGUUGUUCGCUAACCGGCGGGAUGUGCGAUUAGUGGACGCGGAGGCAGGCCGGGCAGAGUCAGCAGUGGUGGUCAGCGACCUGGAGGACGCAGCGGCCGUUGACUUUCUGUUCAGCGAAGGACUAAUCUUCUGGACUGAUGUCAGCGAGGAGGCCAUCAAACAAACAUACUACAACCAGACCACCAACUCGGUGAAGGAGGCGACGCUGGGCUGUGGUCAGACAGUGGUGGUCUCCGGGCUGGACUCUCCUGAUGGACUGGCGUGCGAUUGGCUUGGCCGGAAGCUUUACUGGACCGACUCUGAAACAAAUCGGAUUGAAGUGGCCAAUCUGGACGGAACCUCGCGGAAAGUUUUGUUUUGGCAAGAUCUCGACCAACCGAGGGCCAUCGCACUGAACCCCCAGCAAAGGUAUAUGUACUGGACAGACUGGGGUGAGGAACCACGGAUAGAGCGAGCAGGAAUGGAUGGAAGCAGCAGGAGGGUUAUAGUGGAGGAGGAGAUCUACUGGCCGAACGGACUGACCAUUGACCUGGAGGAACAGAAACUGUACUGGGCUGAUGCCAAACUCAGCUUCAUUCACAGAGCUAACCUGGAUGGUACAGCACGAGAGACCGUCGUGGAGGGGACGCUGACCCACCCUUUUGCGCUCACUCUGUUUGAGGAGACUCUGUACUGGACAGACUGGCAGACACGCUCCAUUCACGCCUGCAACAAACACACCGGCGACAACCGCAGAGAGAUCCUCAACGGCAUCUACUCGCCCAUGGACAUCCAGGUGCUCGGCCAGGAGAGGCAGCCCUAUAUUCACACCCCCUGCAGUGACGAUAAUGGUGGCUGUUCUCACCUGUGCCUGCUCUCCCCCUCGCCACCUUUCUACAGCUGCGCCUGCCCAACUGGUGUCAAACUCCGCGAAGACGGCAAGACCUGCAGACCAGGGGCUGAACAGGUGCUGCUUUUAGCACGUCGGACGGACCUGCGUCGGAUCUCUCUGGACUUACCGGACUUUACAGACAUCGUCCUGCAGGUCAGUGACAUCCGCCAUGCCAUUGCCAUCGACUACGACCCUGUGGAAGGUUACGUUUACUGGACGGAUGACGAGGUUAAAGCAAUCCGGCGAGCACGGCUAGACGGCACCGAGGCCCAGACGCUCAUCACUACGGAGAUAAAUCACCCAGAUGGCAUUGCUGUGGACUGGGUGGCACGGAACCUUUACUGGACCGACACUGGCACCGACCGCAUCGAAGUCACUCGGCUCAAUGGCACAUCCCGCCGUGUCCUCAUAUCAGAGCGCCUCAGCGAACCCAGGGCCAUCGUCCUCGACCCCAUACACGGCUACAUGUACUGGACUGACUGGGGAGAGAAGCCAAAGAUCGAGCGUGCCAACCUGGACGGGUCAGAGCGCGUGGUGCUGGUGAACUCGUCUCUGGGAUGGCCAAAUGGAUUAGCACUGGAUUACGCUACUGGAAAACUGUAUUGGGGCGAUGCCAAGACGGACAAGAUCGAGGUGAUAAACGUGGACGGGUCUAACCGGAUGGUUCUGUUGGAGGAUAAACUGCCCCAUAUCUUUGGCUUCACUCUGCUGGGGGAUUAUAUCUACUGGAGUGACUGGCAGCGCAGGAGCAUCGAGAGGGUCCACACCAGUAAAGCUGUGCGAGAGGUCAUUGUUGAGCAGCUUCCUGAUCUGAUGGGCCUCAAGGCCACGAAAGUCACCGAGACAUUUGGCACUAACGGCUGUGCAGACUCUAAUGGAGGCUGCAGUCACCUGUGUUUUUUCGGGCCGCGGGGUGUGUCAUGUGCGUGUCCGAUGGGUCUGGAGUUGCUGAGUGAUCUGCACACCUGCGUCGUUCCUGAGGCCUUUCUGCUCUUUACAAACCGCGCUGAGAUCCGCAGAAUCUCCCUGGGCACCAACAGCAACAACGUGGCCAUCCCUUUAACUGGCGUCAGGGAAGCGUCUGCACUGGACUUCGAUAUGGCUGAGAACAGGAUCUUCUGGACGGACGUCAGCACCAAGACGAUCAGCAUGGCGUUUAUGAAUGGUAGUGGAGUGGAGACUGUCAUUGAGUUCGGGCUGGACUAUCCUGAGGGCAUGGCUGUGGACUGGAUGGGCAGAAACAUAUACUGGGCUGACACUGGCACGAAUCGAAUCGAGGUGGCACGGCUGGACGGACAGUACCGGCAGGUUUUGGUGUGCAAAGACUUGGAAAACCCACGCUCACUCGCUUUAGACCCAGCUAACGGGUAUAUGUACUGGGCAGAAUGGGGUGGUCGGCCACGGAUCGCCCGUGCUCACAUGGAUGGCACCAACAUUGUCACUUUGGUGGAUAAAGUGGGCCGAGCUAAUGGCCUGACUAUCGACUAUGCUGAUCAGCGCCUCUACUGGACGGACCUGGACACCUGCAUGAUUGAGUCAACCAACAUGCAGGGCCUGCAGAGGGAGAUAGUUGCGGAUGACCUUCCUCACCCGUUUGGCCUGACGCAGUAUCGGGAUUAUAUCUACUGGACGGACUGGACGCUGCGCAGUAUUGAGCGUGCGGAUAAACGCAGUGGUCUGAACCGGACGGUCGUGCAGGGGCAGGUGGAGUACGUCAUGGAUAUCCUAGUGUUCCACUCUUCUCGGCAGGACGGCUCCAACGAGUGUUCACACAAUAACGGACAGUGCGCCCAUCUGUGCCUAGCAUCACCUUCUGGGGCACAGUGCCGCUGUGCUUCACACUACACGCUCGACCCAAACGGACGAAACUGCAGCUCUCCCUCCAGUUUUCUGUUGUUCAGUCAGCGGAGCUCGAUCAGUCGGAUGGUUCUGGGUGAACAGAGUCCAGACAUGAUUUUGCCGAUCCAUGUUCUGAAGAACCUGCGGGCCAUUAGUUUCGACCCGCUGGAGCGUCUCAUUUACUGGGUGGAUGGAAGGCAGAAUAUCCGCCGGGCGAGAGAUGAUGGCUCUCAGGCUGCGACUGUUGUGUCCCCCGGCCCCACUCAGCAAACCAAACAACCAUACGACCUCAGCCUGGACCCCUUCAGCCGCACAGUGUACUGGACCUGCGAGACCACGAACACGAUCAACAUCCAGCGAAUGGAUGGGCAGACUGUGGGGGAGGUGCUGAGAGACGACCUGGACAAACCCCGUGCCAUUGUGGUCAACGGAGAGAAAGGGUACAUGUACUUCACCACCCUGCAGGACCGCUCAGCCAAGAUCGAGGGGGCGUCUCUGGACGGAUCAGAGAGGGAGUCUCUCUUCACGACCGGUUUGAUUCGACCCGUGGCACUCGCACUCGACAAUAAACUGGGCAAGCUGUUCUGGGUGGACGCCGACCUCAAACGCAUAGAGAGCAGUGACCUGUCCGGAGCGAAUCGGAUCGUCCUCCAGGACUCAAACAUCCUGCAGCCGAUUGGGCUGACUGUUUUAGGCGAUCACCUUUACUGGAUUGAUAAACAGCAGCAGAUGAUAGAACGCGUGGACAAGCGCACUGGGGACAAACGGACACGGAUUCAGGGACGGAUCCAGUACCUAACCGGCAUCCACGCUGUGGAGUACAUGGAGCCAGAGGAGUUUGCUUCUCACCCCUGUUCCCGUGACAAUGGAGGCUGCUCUCACAUCUGCAUCGCUAAAGGAGACGGGACUCCCCGCUGUUCGUGCCCUAUGCACCUGGUGCUGCUGCAGAACCUGCUCAGCUGUGGAGAGCCACCAACCUGCUCCAGUGAGCAGUUCACCUGCGCCACAGGUGAGAUUGACUGCAUCCCCAUGGCCUGGCGCUGUGACGGCAUCGCUGAGUGUGCCGACAAGAGUGACGAGAUGAACUGCCCCAUGUGCUCCGACUUGCAGUUCCAGUGUGAUAAACACCAGUGUGUGGAUGCUCAGCUGCGCUGCAAUGGAGAGCCAGACUGCGCAGACAGCUCGGAUGAAAAGGACUGCGACACUAUCUGCAUGCCCAACCAGUUCCGCUGCAGCAAUAAUAAGUGUAUUCUGAAGAAGCAGCAGUGUGACUCGUAUUCUGACUGUAUGGAUGGAUCAGAUGAGGUUUUCUGUGAUUUCCCACCCUCGCAGAAUGAUCAGCGGCACACGAACACUAUUGGCCCGGUCAUUGGCAUCAUCCUGUCCGUGUUUGUUUUGGGCGGGAUGUGUUUCGUGUGUCAGCGUGUGGUGUGUCGACGCUACAAAGGUCAGAACGGAGGAUUCCCCCAUGAUUACAUCAGUGGAACCCCCCAUGUCCCCCUUAACUUCAUCGCCCCCACCAACUCUCAGCAUGGCACGUUCACAGGCUGUGGAAAGUCUAUGAUGAGUUCAAUGAGUCUGAUGGGCAGCAGCAGCAGUGGAGCGCCGCUCUAUGAUCGUAAUCAUGUAACCGGGGCUUCCUCCAGCAGCUCCUCCAGCACUAAAGCAAACUUCUACCCACAGAUCCUGAAUCCUCCUCCAUCUCCAGCGACAGAUCGUUCUCUCUACAACACUGAGAUCUUCUACUCUUCUAACAGCCCCUCCACCACCAGGUCAUUCAGGCCGUAUGUGAUGCGUGGCGUGGCCCCGCCCACCACGCCCUGCAGCACGGACGUGUGUGACAGUGACUACACCACCAGUCGCUGGAAGAGCAACAAAUACUACAUGGACCUGAACUCAGACUCUGAUCCGUACCCGCCCCCGCCCACCCCCCGCAGCCAGUACAUGUCUGCAGAGGAGAGCUGCCCCCCCUCUCCCUCCACAGAGCGCAGCUACUUCCACCUGUGCCCUCCACCCCCCUCGCCCUGCACGGACUCUUCCUGACCCCUCCUACACCCGCCCUGCACAGACUCAUCCUGACCCCACCACUGUCCCGGACUCCUCAGUGGCUGAACUAUACUGUAGUGUUCGCGUCCUGCACACGGUCAUUCCUACAGACUGCAGUAUCCCACCGGAGAUGACUUCUAUUGUUUUAAAUUAACAGAACACGUGCUGCAAAGACGGAACUUCAAAUGAUGGCAGCAGCAGAGAGAGGGCGGAGUAGUAGGCUAAUUAAUCAGAUGAUAGUCAAUAGAGGAAUUCAAUUUAGAGAUAAUGGUUAGUUGCAGCACUGCUGGACAACCAGAGCCAUUGUGCUGCAGAGAAAUGGACUCCACAGCAAAGAUUUUGUCUGCAGGUAUAAGAAUGUGUUGCCUGCCAACGCACUCACGUGUGCACUAGGGGGCACUAUUGCGUUGAUCAAACCAAGAAUGUACAAAAACUCUAGAACGGGACAAAAAUUCUGUUGCAUUUGAUAACAGAGGGAGUGAUGAAACAAAAGUUUAGAAUGGUAUUUUGUUUUGCUCCAUUUUGGACCUCGUCCCAAAUCCCAUGGUACCACAGACACUUACCUCUUCAACCAAUCAGCAUUUGCUGUAGAGCACCAUAGAUUUGAUGUAGCCGCAAAUCUAUGCAAAAGUAUAAAUCAGCCUUAUAUAUGAACAAAGCCAGAAAGCAAAAACUGCCACGUGCAUUUCUACACACAACACAAGCAAGCCGAGGAUUCUGUGGGUAGAUAAAAUUCCCAGAACCUGUGAUCAAGUGUACAGCGCAUUGCAUGGCUGGUUGAAGGUUUUUUUUACAGCUUUUAUGCAUGAAACAUAAUCAUUUAUGAUUUUAUAUGCUUUCCCUUCGGCUUGUCUAACCACUAUAGGUAAAGCCUUAUGUGAACAGCAGGUGGAGUUUCUUAUAGCUCUUCAGCAUCAUGUAGAAAAUAAUACAAGACAAAACCACAAAUUUGAGCCUUAGGGGGUUUUAACAAUUCUCUCCAGGCUUCGCACACGAACGUGUUCUUUCUCACACUGUGAACACCGCCAAGCGUCCCAUUUAAUCUUAAUGAGACUUAAGGUCCACCUCAGUGUAUAUCAUAAUACCUACAUAUAGAGAGUUAUACAUUUCAGUGUCUCAUUAAGGGUCGAAUGGGAUUUUUACCAGCUGUUGGUGAGGUUUAUUCCCAACUCAACACUAAGAACAGAAAAGCACGUUUGUGGACUGAGCCUUUAAAGGAUAACAGGGCGGAGUAAUACAUUUUAAAUGCUUAUUAUACAAAAAUGUUUAAAAAAAAACGUAUUAUACAAAACCAAAAAAAUUGCCAAAACAAUUUAGAGCAGAGAUAUUGUAUAUAUGUAUAAUUAAGUAAAUAAUAAUUUGUCAUUAUGGCCGUGUGUUCUCUCGAUUGUUUUGUAUGUGAAUACGAAACGGAUCCAAGCAAAAUGUUUGGCUAGUUCUGUUUACCAAAAGUGUGUUUGCUGCUAUUGUACAUAAUCCUGUACUCUGAACCUGAAUGACGAAAGAAAAGAAAACAGUUAGCAGAAUCACAUCUCUAUAUGUAUAGAAAUAAAUACAUAUAAAGAACUAUAUGUAACUGAUCAUAGGUUAAUUGAAAUCAUACUGAUGCCGAUUCAUGUUUUUAAAUAAUGUUAUUAAUCCCAUAGCAGAAUUUCAGCUUUCAGUCGUGUACAGAAUCAUAUCUAAAUGUUCUUGUAAAAUGCCAUUAAUUUGAAGGAGCCUAUGUAAGUGAACAUGCACCACAGGCCAAACAUUUGGAGGCAACACUUACUGCAUGUACCAAGUUCUCUGCAUAGUUCCUCUGUUACUGGGUUUGGUGUGAAAUUUUCUGUUUUAGAGUGAGAUUUGUUGGCAGUGGUGGUGAACAGAUCCAGACCUCGAAAAGCUCCCUCACAGGAAAUGAUUACAGUGAGUGGUUUGACUGCACUGCCUGAGAGACUGAUUUUAAAAAUUUGAGUAUAAAGUGCUUUUAAAUCACAUCAGUAAAAUAUGUUCUAAGGGUCUCAUUUAAAAAACAUUGAUCACUUUAGAUCAGGACCCAAAUUUAGCCCACCAGAGACACCCUAAACCCAGGCUAUUACAUAGAAAUAUCAUGCAUUUCUUUAUGCCUUUUUUACAUUCCAUUAUCCCAUUUCAAAUAAUUUAGUAAAAAAAACUUAAUAAAAGUUAUGUUGUAAAAAAUGAAGAAAAAAAAUGGUGGGCAACAUGGUAAAAAAAUUGAAUGAUACAAAAAAGACAAAGUGUACUGUUCUAAAUCUAUCACUAUAUUGAUACAAUAUUAUAUUACACACCACCCAUUACAGAAUCUAAUUUUAAAAGUAUUUGAAACCUUUAUUUGGAUUUAUUUGGACUCACAGCCACAUUACUCAUCCCCUCUGUGCAGAAGACUUCCCUGCUCUAAACUAAUCAGACUAAAGCUGUUUUAUUUUCAUUCAUUAUACUGAAAUAAGACUGAAGCAGCUUAAAGUAGUUCUUUUACAUUUGCCUCCAUGCAUUUGGCCUGUGCGAGUGUGUGCGCGUGAGUGUGCGUGCGUGAGCGAGCGAGUGAGUGAGAGUCUUAGCUGUGAGCCAGCAGUGUUUCUGGCAUUAAUGCACAUACUGUUCAAACUGCCAUAAAAGGCACCGGCUCGCUCUGCAGGAGCAGCAAACACGACGUUGCCAAAAUCUCCAGUGAUGACCUUAAGAGACCUGUUGGACUUUUUAUUAUAUUUUAGGUUAAACUAAGCUAUAUUUCAGUGUUUUGUCCUCGCCUGAAUUUUUUACUCAGAUUUUUAUUGUUUUGUUUUUUGUACAGACAUCAGACAUCAAUUUUUUAUUUUCACAUUUUCACCCCCCCCCCCCCCCCAAAGUUGCUGUUAUUGCUUUUACUUUGUUUUUUCAUCUUGUGCUAAUCCAGGUAGGAUUGAUUUUGUUUUUGUUUUGUGUCAAAGUUGAGCACUUAGAGGAUUUUCUGCUGAUGUGUCUAGACACAACAGUUCAGAGUUUUAAUAUUUCUUUAAAGUGAAAGUUUGAAACAUACAGUAUCAGAAGCCACAUAUGCAGGUCUGUUAUGGUUACUGUAUUUAAAUUUUUUCCAAACAUACUAUAAUUUGAGCUGAAUCACUUCCACACAACCAGAUUAAAGGUGAAAAGGUCUGUCCAAACUUUAUUAAACCAGUUAAGCAGUAAGAUUUGUGUAACUUUGUGUACAUUUAACCUAAUCUUUAUCUGCAUUUGUAGCCUGAGAUUGAUUACCCCGGACAAUGACAAAAAUUUUUGGAUUUUUUUUUUUUUUUUUUCAUAAAUAUAAUUUAUUUUUAUUUUUUGGUGAGUUGAUGCAUGAGCAUUAUUAAUAAGAUAAACAUGUUGUUUACAUUUGUACUUGAUUUAAGUAAAAAUAUUUUGCCAAAAAGGUAAUUUUACAAGAUAACUUGAAACAAGUACAAAUACUUUAAAACAGUCCAAUAAUAUUCUUAAUACAACCUGAAAAUGAAAAAUAUUCAGUAUAUUUACUGUUUUCUAGAUGAUUUCACUUGCCACAAUUUUUGCUUGUAAAUUUAUCCAGAUAAAUAAUGUUUAAUGGAUUAUGUCCUUUUUAUAUCCCACUAGAGCUCGAAGCUGUAGAUGUUUAUUCAAACCAGCUCCACAUCUGCAACAUCAAGGCUGUGUAAAUAAGCCCUGAAUGUGACUGAAAUAAGGUUUUGUUGAUCGUUUAGUGUCCCGGUCAGCAGCUGUCUGUGAACCCUAAAGUUUUGUGCCGCAAGCCCAACACACUUUCAGUUCGGUACAAAUGCCUCAUUUAAUGCACACUUCUGACAAUUUUUGUAUCAAAAGCAUUUUUAUAUAUAAUAAAGGUUCUAUUUUAAGGAA